AUGGCGGCCUCUUCUUCUUCAUCAUCGUCAUUCCUAACUUCCACCUUCUUCCCUCGCUCACCAACCACUUCCUUCCUCCAACCGCGCUCCCUUCCCUAUCUUCUCCCUCUUUCCAAAUCCGCUUCUCUUCGUGACGGCCGGACGAGCGUCACCGCUCCUCCUCGCGCCGUCCUCUCCUUCCUCCGCAGGACUUCGAUCAGCUCUCUUCCUUCUCCCUCCGCAGUCUUUCCUUCCCGGAAAUGCUCCGACGACUUGACAGACUCGUCGUCUUCGGCUGCUUCUGUUGUCGAUGUAAUUCUUGUAGUGUGCGCCUCCGUCGCGCUGUCCUUGUCUCUGUUCCUGGCCGAUGUCGACUCCGCCGCUGCGUUCGUCGUCACCACUCCCCGGAAGUUGCAGGCGGAUGAGCUCGCUACUGUUCGCCUCUUCCAGGAGAACACUCCUUCCGUUGUCUACAUCACCAAUUUGGCUGUCAAGCAAGAUGCUUUUACUCUGGACGUGCUGGAGGUGCCGCAGGGAUCAGGAUCGGGGUUCGUUUGGGACAAAAAUGGUCACAUUGUCACCAAUUAUCACGUCAUUCGCGGCGCUUCCGAUCUCAAAGUGACUCUAGCUGAUCAGACAUCUUAUGAUGCAAAGGUCGUUGGAUUUGACCAAGAUAAGGAUGUUGCGGUGUUGAGUGUCGAAGCUCCGCUAGACAAAUUGAGACCCAUUCCUGUUGGUGUUUCUGCUGACUUGCUUGUUGGUCAGAAGGUCUAUGCUAUUGGUAACCCUUUUGGGCUUGACCAUACUCUGACCACCGGUGUCAUCAGUGGACUCCGUAGAGAAAUAAGCUCUGCUGCUACAGGCCGUCCAAUUCAGGAUGUUAUCCAGACGGAUGCAGCAAUUAAUCCAGGGAAUAGUGGAGGUCCACUUCUCGAUAGUGCAGGAAACUUGAUUGGGAUAAACACAGCCAUCUAUUCACCAUCUGGCGCAUCCUCUGGUGUCGGGUUUUCAAUUCCAGUCGACACUGUGAAUGGCAUAGUUGAUCAGAUAGUGAAGUUCGGCAAAGUCACCAGACCGAUAUUAGGAAUUAAGUUUGCGCCUGAUCAAUCAGUGGAACAGUUGGGCGUAAGUGGGGUGCUUGUCUUAGAUGCUCCUGCAAGUGGCCCAGCAGGCAAAGCUGGCCUGCUACCAACUAAACGCGAUGCAUACGGUAGACUCAUAUUGGGCGACAUCAUAACAUCCCUGAACGGGAAGAAGGUCGCGAAUGGAAGUGAUUUGUACAGAAUUCUUGAUCAAUGUAAAGUGGGCGAGACGGUGACGAUAGAGGUGCUCCGUGGGGAUCACAAGGAGAAGAUACCCGUAAUUCUUGAACCAAAGCCGGACGAGUCGUAGAUGGGGUUUGGCUGAAAGUGGUCAGUUCUUCAGCUCUCUGGUUGUUUAGGCUAUAGACAGCCCUUCUGCCAUGCAAUGCAAUUGUUUCACUGAAUUUGAGCUGGAGGGGCUUUGUUGUUGUACAUAUUCUGUAUCCGUCACUGGCUUAACUAUCAAGUAUCAAUUUCUGCCUACAAUUAUUACAGUGAUGCUAACUUCAAUACAGUCUCGAGCUUGCCUUUUCAGAAAUUCCAUAAUUGGGAUUUGGAAUGCUUGCUCUUGACUUGUGAUAUCGUCGUGAGAAUACUGUUCAUUUCGGUCAUGAAUACACAAACCGGGCUUUAUCUGUGUUCGUGAUUGGGUUUUGGAUUCGAGAUGCGUACCGUGAGUUCCCUUGACAAUUGGACAUGAGAUUUGAGAUGCUUUCAGUGGUUAGAGUUGUUGAAUCUGGUUGUCGUGUGCCC
This is a messenger RNA of Linum tenue, 1814 nucleotides long. NCBI's taxonomy places the organism in Eukaryota, Viridiplantae, Streptophyta, Magnoliopsida, Malpighiales, Linaceae. The record is from the annotation of a GenBank genome assembly.